This is a messenger RNA of Exaiptasia diaphana, 548 nucleotides long. Its product is annotated as late histone H2A.1. Gene Ontology annotation, molecular function: DNA binding; structural constituent of chromatin; protein heterodimerization activity. The transcript has a single exon. Bases 41 to 418 code for a protein of 125 amino acids. NCBI's taxonomy places the organism in Eukaryota, Metazoa, Cnidaria, Anthozoa, Actiniaria, Aiptasiidae. The record is from RefSeq and is a predicted model, not a curated record. Gene Ontology annotation, cellular component: nucleosome.
AUAUUUUGAACUAUUAUUCAAAAGAUAACUACAAGUCAAAAUGUCUGGCCGUGGAAAAGGUAAAGCUAAGGGCACCAAGUCCAAGACUCGAUCAUCCCGUGCAGGGCUUCAGUUCCCAGUCGGUCGUAUCCAUCGUCAUCUCCGCAAAGGCAACUACGCUGCGAGAGUUGGUGCUGGUGCUCCAGUCUACUUGGCUGCUGUUCUCGAGUAUUUGAGCGCCGAAAUUCUCGAGUUGGCCGGCAACGCUGCCCGUGACAACAAGAAGACCAGAAUCAUCCCUCGUCACUUGCAGUUGGCUGUCAGAAAUGACGAGGAGUUGAACAAACUUCUUGGUGGUGUCACCAUUGCUCAAGGUGGUGUUCUUCCCAACAUCCAGGCCGUCCUUUUACCUAAGAAGGCUGAGAAGAAAUCAUCUUAAGCAGUUUACUGCUAAACAAAACAACGGCUCUUUUAGGAGCCACCACAUGAAUCGAAAGAUCAUGACCAAAUGCUUUGAUUGAUGUAAUAAUACUGUACUUAGCUGAGACACUAUGGCGCAAAGUUUUACA